GAAUUACAGAGAACACCCCGCUGCAAACUCUCGUGUUUGUGCGAAAACAGACAAUAGUCAUUACUUUCCCCGCUGGCAUAGUUUCUAAUGAUCACAUUAGGGAUUCGCUCAGAGAAAUGACAAUGUUGGGAAUGUAUGUGCCAGAUAGAUUUUCUUUGAAAUCAUCUAAUGUCCAGGAUGGAAUCGGGCUUUACACGGCGAGACAAGUGAAAAAGGGGGAAAAGUUUGGCCCUUUUGCUGGAGAGAAGAAACUACCAAGUGAGCUGGAUGAGAGCACAGACACCAGACUGAUGUGGGAGGUCCGAGGUAAUAAAGGCGAUGUGCUCUAUGUUUUGGAUGCCAGUAACCCUCGCCAUGCCAACUGGCUGCGUUUUGUCCAUCAGGCGCCAUCACAAGAGGAGAAGAACCUGGCAGCAAUCCAGGAUGGAGAGAAUAUAUUCUACCUGGCAGUGGACGACAUUGAGACUGACACCGAGCUGCUGAUAGGCUACCUGGACAGUGAUAUGGAGGAAGAGUCAGAGGAGGAGGAAGAGGAAAUCAUCAAAUAUGAAGAUGAAAACAGCAAAGAUGCCAAACAUCUCGUUGAAAUGGAGCUGGUGAUCAAGAAGGAGGACCACCCGUGCUUGCUGUGUGAGAGCAGCUUCCCUAGCGAGGAGAUCCUAGCAGCCCACCUCCAGAGCCUGCACCAGAGACCCAGUACUGAGGAGAAGGAGUACAAGUGCAAGAACUGUGGCAAGAAGUUCCCCAUCAAACAAGCCCUGCAGCGCCAUGUUCUGCACUGUGCGGAGACCCUGGGUCCUUCAGGAGACUCUUCCAGAGCCCACCACCAGUGUUCCCUCUGCUACAUCACCUUCAGCUCAGAGUCCAGUUAUGAACAGCACAAGGAGGCGUGUAGAGGAGACACCAGGUUCAUCUGUAAGGCUGAGAGUUGUGGGAAGAGGUUCAAGAGCAAAGACUCUCUGAAGAAACACAAAGGGAAUGUCCACACAGGAAGUUCCAGGCGGAAGCUCAUGUGCACCAUCUGCAACAGGAAAUGUUCCUCCUUACUGAACCUCCAGGAACAUCGCACGGUACAUGAGAUAUUCGACUGUGCUGCCUGCGACAAGAAAUUCAUCUCGACCAAUCAGCUUAAGCGCCACAUGAUCACUCACUCAGAGAAACGUCCGUAUACCUGUGAGAUCUGCAGUCGUUCGUUCAAGCGUCUGGACCAGGUGACGGCCCAUAAGAUCAUCCACAGUGAGGAAAAGCCCUACAAGUGUAAGCUGUGUGGGAAGGAGUUUGCCCACAGGAACGUCUACAAGAACCACAAGAAGACUCACUCAGAGGAGAGGCCGUUCCAGUGUGAGGAGUGCAAGGCCCUGUUCCGCACCCCCUUCUCUUUACAGCGCCACCUGCUCAUCCACAACAGUGAGAGGACAUUUAAGUGUGACCAAUGUGAUGCCACCUUCAAGAGAAAAGACACGCUCAACGUGCACAUCCAGGUGGUACACGACGGACACAAGAAGUACAAGUGUGACCUGUGUGAGAAGGCCUUCGUCACCCCCUCUGUUCUCAAGAGCCACAAGAAGACGCACACAGGGGAAAAGGAGAAGAUCUGCCCAUAUUGUGGACAGAAGUUUGCCAGCAAUGGAACUUUGAGGGUUCACAUCCGCAGCCAUACAGGUGAGCGCCCAUACCAGUGCCCGUACUGUGACAAAGCAUUCAGCAAGAAUGAUGGUCUGAAGAUGCACAUCCGCACACACACUCGGGAGAAGCCAUAUAAAUGCAGUGAGUGUAACAAGGCCUUCAGUCAGAAGAGAGGUCUGGACGAACACAUGAGGACGCACACCGGAGAGAAACCCUUCCAGUGUGAUGUGUGUGAUCUGUCGUUCAGUCUGAAGAAGAUGCUGAGCAGGCACAAGCUGACCCACAACCCCAACAGGCCCAUGGCAGAGUGCUCGCUGUGCCAUAAGAAGUUCACCAGGAAUGACUACCUCAAAGUGCACAUGGAGAACGUUCACGGAGAGACCGAGGGCUAAGAAACCCAUCUAUUUGAGACAGUUUACUAAAGAUAAGGAUACAGUAUACUAUAUUUACAGUGUUAUACAUACAGGAUGACUUGCUAUGCAUUUCAUAUGUAGCAAUAAGCAGUGUUUGUUGCUAUUAAAUACUGUAUAUGCAAAUGCAGAAUAUGGAAAAGAUACAUUUAAAUAUUGAAACAAAUCCUGUACGUAUGAAUUAUGGAGUAUGAACAUUAGAUAUUCAAUUCACAGGGAUUUUUGGAUGAGGCACAAGACCCACACAGUUCUGAUCUGCUUCCAAACUGCCAUUUUCUCCCUGUUUGCCAUUUACAUCCAAUUUCAUUUUGAUAUGAAAGUUUGGGAUUGAUAUUUUGGCUUUGGGAUUGAUAUAAAUAUUGGGAUUGAUAUUUCCAGACUAUGCAGCACAAUACAAUAACUAGCCUAGUUCAAAAAGUCUCUACCCCACAGUCUGCUUCUAGGGUCCCACCUCAUGCCAACCAUACAGUGCCUUUACCACCUCUGCUCAGGUGUCUUACUCUGCCACAAUUAUUGUGACCAGGUACAAACUUUCCAAGGAGUUUCCAAGCCAAAGAUGUUUACCAAACACAGCCAGCCUACUCCCUUCCUCCAGCCCACGCAUUGCUUGGAAAUGUAAUGCAUUACCAUUGUCAAAGUUACUGUUACAGUUUGUCAAAAGAAGAAUGUUUUGUUAUGGUCAUUUCAUAUUCUGAGGGAUCAAGUAGUUUCUUUGUGUUUGCACUCCUGUUUUUGUAAUCCUGUAUGUUAAAUGGGAAGUGUAUUUAAUGGAUGGUGCAGUUAUGUUUGUUUCUCUGUAGAUUUUAUAUGACCAGACCAUAGCCUUCCUGUAUUCCACAGACUGUUACACAUUCCCUCUCUUUUACUGUUCAUCUCAAACUGUGAAUAUUUCACAUCACACUUCCAUGUUUUUACUUCAUAAAAACCUCAUUACCUACAAAA
Oncorhynchus kisutch (coho salmon) is the source of this 2978-nucleotide messenger RNA. RefSeq names its product PR domain zinc finger protein 5-like. The transcript has 16 exons. Lineage: Eukaryota; Metazoa; Chordata; Actinopteri; Salmoniformes; Salmonidae. Bases 117 to 2018 code for a protein of 633 amino acids. The record is from RefSeq and is a predicted model, not a curated record. Gene Ontology annotation, molecular function: DNA-binding transcription factor activity; protein binding; RNA polymerase II transcription regulatory region sequence-specific DNA binding. Gene Ontology annotation, cellular component: nucleus. Gene Ontology annotation, biological process: negative regulation of DNA-templated transcription.